Drosophila gunungcola (fruit fly) is the source of this 1249-nucleotide messenger RNA. RefSeq lists its product as uncharacterized. Gene Ontology annotation, molecular function: odorant binding. NCBI's taxonomy places the organism in Eukaryota, Metazoa, Arthropoda, Insecta, Diptera, Drosophilidae. Bases 628 to 1218 code for a protein of 196 amino acids. The transcript has 4 exons. The record is from RefSeq and is a predicted model, not a curated record.
CUACAGAUCCAUUGACAUUGUUACAUGAGCAGAGCUCGAACCACUCGUACAUCUUACUAUUUUUGGUAACAAAUAAAUUUGAUGUCGUUUCUCCCAGUGCACCCACACACGACAGCCGGUGGUGGGAGCACUCAACAAUUACUUAGCUGGCAUCUUCAACGCCUCGGUGCCUCUGGUCUCGCCUUUCAGCAUUCUUAUUAAUUACACGCCGCGCUAAUUAGGAUGUAACGGAAUAGCGAAAGGAUUAUCCGCAGCUUUACCUGAAUGCCUUGGAUGUGAGUCACUCACUCGGCUGAAUUCCGCUUUUAUCGCCCGUUCAUAUUAGUUUUGCCCAAUUUGCGGCAGCUUCUGGUGUUUCCCCAAUUUUGUCACGCACGACCUGCCUGCCAAAUAAUCGAGUGGAAUCGAGUCCAGUCAUCAGUUAGCCAAGCUUUGUGAGCCGGCUGAUGUUUGCUCUCAGCCUUCGGCGGACGCAUUGAACCAACAAACAAUGGCAAGCGACCCAACUUCAUUACAUGCCCAUUAAAAACGCGCCGAAUUCGGCUAUAUAAAGCGGCUGGCGGUGAGCUGGAAAAAUUUUAUACAUUUUGCGGCACCACAGCGGAGAUUAAUCACUCUAUCAUAAAUAUGCAAAAAUCAAUCGUUUCUUUGGGCUUGCUGCUUCUAUUGCUGGAAUGUGCUCAGGCGGCUUUUAACUGUUCAGCGCCGCCUAGCUUCAAUAAUUUUGACAUUAACACUUGCUGUCGUACUCCGGAAUUGGACAUGGGGGAUGUGCCGCAGAAGUGCCAAGAAUACGUGAGUGGCUUGAAGUCGGCCAAUUCCAAAUAUCCCAGCUUUGCCCAUCUGUGUUAUCCUGACUGCAUCUAUCGGGAAACGGGAGCCAUGGUCAAUGGAAAAAUCAGAAUGGAGAGGGUAAAGCAGUAUUUGGAACAGCAUGUUCAUCGACGGGAUCAGGAUAUAGUCUCCCAUAUAGUGCACUCCUUUGAGACCUGUCUGUCGAACGUUAAAGGUCACAUGAAGUCAUCGAACAUUGAGUCCUAUAAAGUCCUGCCCCAUGGCUGUUCACCUUUUGCCGGAAUACUAUAUAGUUGUGUGAAUGCCGAGACUUUCCUCAACUGCCCUCCAAAGAUGUGGAAAAAUGAAAAACCAUGCAAUUUGGCCAAGGAAUUCGCCCAGCAGUGCAAUCCCCUGCCGCACGUUCCGCUUCCCAGCAGUUGAUGGCCCAUAUAGAUUUACACAUUUGUAAAAU